Molecule: messenger RNA, 1386 nt
Organism: Melospiza georgiana
Lineage: Eukaryota; Metazoa; Chordata; Aves; Passeriformes; Passerellidae
Product: hepatocyte nuclear factor 4-beta-like
Exons: 10
Coding region: 1-1386 (461 amino acids)
Biological process (GO): positive regulation of transcription by RNA polymerase II; cell differentiation; anatomical structure development
Cellular component (GO): nucleus
Molecular function (GO): nuclear receptor activity; nuclear steroid receptor activity; RNA polymerase II cis-regulatory region sequence-specific DNA binding
Source: RefSeq, a predicted model, not a curated record
AUGAAGCUUUGUCAGUCCAUCAUGGACAUGGAUAUGCCAGAUUAUGUCGACUCCUUGGACUCCUCUUAUACCAUGCUGGAAUUCGACAACCUCCGCGUGCUCCCCAACAACACGGGUGAGAUUUUUAUUCAUGCCAUCGCGGCCGAGUCAGCAAACCCCAACCUGCUCCCCAACGGUGUCAGCUCCCUGUGCUCCAUCUGUGGGGACAGAGCCACUGGCAAGCACUACGGGGCCUCCAGCUGUGAUGGCUGCAAAGGCUUCUUCAGGAGGAGCGUCCGCAAGAACCACGUCUACUCCUGCAGGUUCAACCGACAGUGUGUGAUAGACAAAGACAAGAGGAACCAGUGCAGGUACUGCAGGCUGAAGAAAUGCUUCAGAGCUGGCAUGAAGAAAGAAGCCGUGCAGAAUGAGCGUGACAGGAUCAGCAUCCGCAGGAGCAGCUAUGAGGACAAUGGCUCCCUCUCCAUCAACAUCCUCACCCAGGCUGAGGCCAUGGCACAGCAGUAUUUACCCCUGAGCCCCGUGCACAGCGCAGACAUUGCCAUGAAGAAGAUUGCCACCAUCAACGACGUGUGUGAAUCCAUGAAACAGCAGCUCCUGGUGCUGGUGGAAUGGGCAAAAUACAUCCCAGCCUUCUGCGAGCUCCCCCUCGACGACCAGGUUGCCUUGCUCAGAGCCCAUGCAGGUGAACAUCUGCUCCUUGGGGUGGCCAAGAGGUCCAUACCAUACACUGAUUUCCUGCUGUUAGGGAAUGAUUUCAUCAUCCCAAUGCACUGCCCGGAGCUGGAAAUCGCCCGUGUGGCCACCAGAAUCUUGGACGAGCUGGUGAAGCCCCUGCGGGACAUCCAGAUUGAUGACAACGAGUACGCCUGCCUGAAAGCCAUCAUCUUCUUUGACCCAGACUGCAGAGGGCUGAGCGAGCCGGGCAAGGUGAAGAACAUGCGCUUCCAGGUGCAGGUGAACCUGGAGGAUUACAUCAACGACCGCCAGUACGACUCGCGGGGCCGCUUCAGCGACAUCCUGCUGCUGCUGCCGCCCCUGCAGAGCAUCACCUGGCAGAUGAUCGAGCAGGUGCAGUUUGUGAAGCUCUUCGGAGUGGCCAGGAUUGACAGCUUGCUGCAGGAGAUGCUGCUGGGAGGAACCUCUGCUGAUCUCCAGUACCAGUCAGCACCUCCCAACCUCAACCUGGAACCACUGCCAGGACAUGUCCUGCAAAGCAACAUGACCUCUGUGAUCCACACUGCUCCAGACCCCUCUCCUGAGACAUCCCUUCCAUCUCCCUCUGCCAGCACAGGCAGUGAAGACUAUAAGCUAGGCUCUAGCGCAGGGCCCAGCACCGUGGUGCAGCUGCUGCCUCACACAGCCAUGCCCAAGCAGGAGAUUUGA